Pieris brassicae (large cabbage white) is the source of this 4882-nucleotide messenger RNA. It is a transcript of the gene SMC5, whose product is annotated as structural maintenance of chromosomes protein 5. Gene Ontology annotation, molecular function: ATP binding; ATP hydrolysis activity. Gene Ontology annotation, cellular component: Smc5-Smc6 complex. The record is from RefSeq and is a predicted model, not a curated record. The coding region runs from base 124 to 3300 and encodes 1058 amino acids. NCBI's taxonomy places the organism in Eukaryota, Metazoa, Arthropoda, Insecta, Lepidoptera, Pieridae. The transcript has 20 exons. Gene Ontology annotation, biological process: double-strand break repair via homologous recombination.
ACUGGAUUUCUAUAUUCUAGUACAUUAAUUUAUAAAAUAAUACCUUAUUAACUUAUUUAUAGUUAUUUUAAUUCUCUAACUGAACUGUAAUCUUCUGGGAAAACUAGUUUUUAUUAAAUUUAUAUGAUGUCCAAAAUAAUCAACAGUAAUGGAAAUAAGGCGGGAAGUAUUUACAGGAUUGCUCUUGAAAACUUUGUGACAUAUAAACAAGUUGAAUUAUAUCCUGGAUCAUCACUUAAUGUUAUAAUCGGACCUAACGGAACAGGAAAGUCUACCUUUGUUUGUGCUAUUAUUUUGGGUUUGUGUGGAAAACCCAGUGUUAUUGGUCGGGCGAAAAAGUUAUCUGAGUAUGUUCGUGGAGGCUGUGAGGAGGCUACCAUAGAAAUUGAAUUAUACCAACAAUCUGGAAAACAAAAUGUUAUUAUUACUAGAAAUUUCAAACUAAAUGAUACCUCUAUGUGGUAUAUCAAUCAUAGAACUGCAAGAGAGAACCAAGUUCAAGACCUUAUAACAUCACUAAAUAUACAGGUAGAUAAUUUAUGUCAACUAUUACCUCAAGACAGAGUCCAGGAUUUUUCCAAAAUGAACCCACAGCAACUACUUCGCAGCACAUUAUCGGCCGUUGGAGGGAAUGAAAGUGUAUACCAAUUAGAUGAACUAAUAGAAACAAGAAAUGAACAACGUAACCUUUCCACCACACAGGAGAAUAAUUCACAAUUGUUACAGGAACAGAUUCGAUUGAAUGAAAGAAUAAAAGUGAUAAUUGACACAUUAAAUCAAAGAAAGGAUAUAGAGAAACAUAUUGCAUUAUGCGAUAAAAAGAAACUUUGGAUUGAAUAUCAUGAACUUAAAACGAAAGUAAAUGAAUACAGCCGAGAUAAAAAGGAGGCAGUAAAAUUGGUGGACACACAUACAAAAAAAAUGGCGCCAUUGGAGAAAGUUUUAGGAAAUGCAAAAAGCAAAAUUAGUUCAUUGGAACAGCAGAAACUUAGUGCGGGUAGAGAAAUCCAUUCGUUAACAGACAAAGUGAAAGAGACAUUAAGCAGUGUUGAUUCGCUAGAAUAUGUCCUGAAAGAGAUAGACUCGGUCUUCCAAGAGAAGUUGGAACGGCAUCGAAAUAGAAAGAGAGAGUUGGUCGCGUCUAAAGCUAAGUUGGAGAAACUUAUUGAUGAUAAAAGACUCGCUGUUGAACAUGUUGGGGAUGAAACAAGUAUAAAAAUGAAAUUAGCUGAAAUUCAUAAAUCUAUAGCGACAGCGAAUGCGACAAUUGAGACUUUAAAGAAGAAGAAAUUGGAAGUAGAGUUUGACUAUGAAAAUAAUAUUGUACCCCAAAUGAGAUUGUAUCAGAACAGAAUAAAUAAUUUACAAGACGUCAAUAAGACACGCCUAGAGAGUCUAGGCGAAGGUGACCGAACCAAAGAUGCGUACAAAGCAAUUAUGUGGCUCAGAGCGAACCGCCAUCUAUUCAAGCAUGGAGUAUAUGAACCCAUGAUGCUGGAGAUAAAUUUCACAGAUCCAAAGUUCGCACGUUACCUAGAAGCAACGGUUGAUUCGCGCGACCUCAUCGCAUUUACGUUCGAAUCCAGUCAAGAGAUGAAUUUGUUCAUGAGAAACAUGAGAGAGAUGAAUUUGAAGAUGGUGAACGCGGUAUGCAGCGAACCUGCUACCCUUAAUUUGCAGAGGCAGGAUAUUUCGGAACUGAGCUACCUCGGUUUCUACACUUACGUAUUAGAUACGAUAUCAGCUCCAGACGCGAUUGUCCGUUAUUUGUGUAGAAAUUACUCGAUUCACAAAAUACCUAUUGGGGACGAGCACACGUUUAAUAAUAGCGGGAAAGUACCCGCAAAUAUCACCUUUUAUUUUACAGAAAACCACAGAUUCUCAGUACGCGUAUCGGAAUACAGUGGCGCAAAAUCCAGUUCCAUCACUGAAAUAAACCCACCUCGUCUACUCGCCAAGACUGUGGACGUUGAACAGAUUAAUAAAUUUAAGCAUCAGUUAGCAAGCUUCGAAAAAACAGCGACUUCACAUAAAACUAAGUUGCAGGAGUUUAACAACCAACUUGCGCCGCUAGAGGUCACUUUGAACAAUUAUAAUACCAACAGGAAGAAAAUCAAUGAGGGCAUAGAAAAGAUUCGAACACUAAGCGCACAAAUACGUUUACAAACGAAGAAAAUCGAGGACAUACAAAACGAAGCUUCCCUCAACAUAGAGUUGGAGAAAGAGAACUGUCAGAAGAGACAGAAGGAGAGUGUACUUAAGCAAUGUCAUCUUCAUUCGCAAUUGAAAGACCUUUUAAAGGCAUUGCAGAAUAAGAUGCUAGAAAAGGAAUUGGUUGGGGUACAACUGGAUGUAAGCAGAAGUGCGAUAAUACAGCAUGAAUCGGAAUUGAGAGAACUGAAGAGUGAACUACGGAAUGUUCAAGUAACUCUCGAAAACAUACAAAACUGCUUAACCUGUGCCGUAUCAAAAGCAAAAGAAAAACUGACGGAAGCAAAACGUUCCUGCAAUAACAAACUACCCACAGACCCAGAUUUUCCUUAUAAAGACGAUUUUGAGAGACUACCUUCUGAUUUGACAGCUCUACAGGAACACUGCUUUGAUUUGCAGACACGUAUGGAUUGUAUGCAUAGUAGUGAUGAACAGGUAAUAAAAGAAUACAAAACACGGGAAAGGACUAUUGCAAAACUUCAGUCUGAUAUCACAAACUCAUCAGAUAAGAACAAACAGUUAGAAGACAAAAUGAAUGAACUCAAAUCGAAAUGGCUGCCGUCGUUAGAAACGUUGCUGCGUAAGAUAGACCGAUCAUUCGGGUCUAUGUUCGCCAAAAUGGGAUGCGCCGGAGAAGUUAAAUUGGACAAAACUGGGGCUGAUGAAGACUACGACAAAUACGGUGUGGGUAUAUACAUUCGAUUCCGGGCAGAUGAACAGUUGCAACAAUUAACCAGACACACGCAAAGUGGUGGCGAAAGGGCCUUAUGUACUGCCUUGUACCUUAUGGCGCUGCAGGACUUAUCGACCGUACCGUUUAGAUGUGUGGAUGAAAUAAAUCAAGGAAUGGACGCGAUAAAUGAGCGGAAAAUUUUCCAAUUACUUGUCAAAGUCACAACGGAGUGCGACAAUGCACAGUAUUUUCUUUUGACGCCUAAACUAUUACCGCAACUGGAAUAUGGCGAAAAAAUAAUGGUUCACACAAUUAUGAAUGGCAAAGAAUUAAUGAAUUAUAAAAAAUGGAAGUACGAUAAACAUUUACAAAAGGCACGGUCGUAUAGACUGUUGCAGGCCACUAGCAAUAUGUGAAUUUAAUAUUUUAGAUAUGUACAACAAUGUUUGUGUAAACAAUUGUUUGUUUGGCUGUUUAGUUACAGUGAAAACUCUAUAUAACGACAGUGAAGGACUGCACUUUAUGGCGUUAUAGAGAGCUGUCGUUAAACGGAGAGAAGAAAAAUGUCUGGAUAAUCAAUGACUGCUACUUAUUAGUCAUGGUCAACGAAGGUCUAUACGUGCAAGCGAUCCCAAUUUGUAAACAAAAUAAUUAAUUUCUUAGAAAUUUCGCUUGCAUGAUGCCGACAGUUGAGUUUAUUGCGGGUUAGGACUUAAAAAGUACUUUUUUUACACAAUUGUUGUCGUUAUUGAGAAUGGGUGUAAUGCUUUGUAGUAUAUAUCAUUGUAUGGCAGACAAGGUAGACCAACCAAAGAAAAUUGAUGUCGACGCUUUAGGGAGUUCGUCGUUAAAUCGAGUUACAUGGAGUUUAGACUGUAUUUUAAUGUGUUAAAAACACUUGAAUAACUAGGCUUAUUAUAAAAACAGCGCUCCUAGGUGUGAAUAGUAUAACUAUUUUAGCUAAUUUUUUUAAAGUAUGUUUUAUUAAAAUAAAAAAACAAAUAACAAAUUAGAUAUGCAACGAAUCGCUAACAAGCGUUCUCUUCCAAGCAACCCUUUUAAAUAAAAUAAAAUAACAAAUACAAAGUGUAAAGUGCAAGUAAUGCAUAACCAAAAUCAACAAAGACAUCACACUCAAAAGUUUAAUCUAAAAAAAAACAUUUCAAAAGUUACGAUUGAGCUGGACGUGGUGAAGAUAUGGAAAUCUUUUAAGAGGUAUAUGGAAUGCUCAAUUUUACGAAUUAAGUCAGAAUCUUCGUUCGAGCAGUCAUGUACCUAAAAACUAGGUGAGUCGGUUGAGUGACAUCUAACGGGUCUUAAAAAGUAUAAAAAUAAAUUUAUUCAUUAUUUUUUUAUUUAUUGUAUUAUGGGUAUUAAUGGUCUUAUAUAACUCAGUGUUAAAAAGUGUUGUUUCUUCGUAUUUGUACUGUUUAAAUGUAUUAUAUAUAUUUUUCUAAUUAUCCUAAUAUUAUAACUUACUUCAAUACCAUUGAUCGGAUCGGCCUUCAAUACAAAGGCCUCCUCCAGCUUUUUGCAAAUACUAUACUAGUGUAUAACUUGCGAAUUUAUUUAAUUUUACCAUCGUAAAUGACGUGCAACGAAACGUUAUGUAGGCGUUCAAAAAGCAAGCAUUUUGAAGGUUGUUUAUACACACGCACAAGCAUUUUAUAAUAAGAAAAAUCAGCAGAUUAUUCAUACGUAGUAUAAAUAUUUCAAUUGUCAUAAAUAAAGAUUUUUUCUAUACCAAGGAUUUUCUUUUAAUUUGCGAUAUAACGAUUUUAUAAGGUAUAGCAAUAUUAAUAAACAAUUUAUAUUUCCUGAGUCAAACUGCGUAACUGCUUACGCUGCGAUGUUUUAUAACUUUGUUUAUGAGGGUGAAAUAUAUAUUUUUAUAUAAAUAUAAAACUUUUGUUUCUAUAGAAAUAGCAUUUUUAUGUAUUAAUUCUGAAAUCACAAUUGUUAAUAACAUACUUUUGUACCUGGUAUAUUAUUAAGUAU